GGGUGAUCAAUUGCAAGAAGCUCUUCAUAUUUAUGAGGAAUUGAAGGAAAAACAUGGACCUUCUAGUCUACUUCUGAAUGGUCAAGCUGCAGCUCUUAUGGGUAUGAAUAAUUGGGUUGAAGCUGAACCCAUUCUCCAGGAGGCUAUGGAUUUGGAUGGCAACAAUCCUGAUAUCAUUGUAAACAUGAUUGUGGUUGAUCAUCACUUGGGGAAACCGGUUGAGACAAUCAACAGGUUGAUAUCUCAACUGAGGGAUUGUUGUAAAGAUCAUCCAUUCUUGGUUGAUUAUGCAGAGAAGGAUGAUGAAUUUACUCGUUGCGCUAGACACUAUGGCCCAAGUGUACCUGCAUGAUUUGUUUAUCGGCGAU
Messenger RNA from Heterobilharzia americana, 368 nucleotides. NCBI's taxonomy places the organism in Eukaryota, Metazoa, Platyhelminthes, Trematoda, Strigeidida, Schistosomatidae. The record is from the annotation of a GenBank genome assembly.